GGGCGAGGCCUGAACGGAACGUGGGAAUGUGAAAGUGAAAUCGACUUCGCGGCCAGCCGAAAGCGAGUCGUCUUCUCCCGCGGACACCAUGGCCAAAUCCUGCACCUCCAACUUCCGUGUCGGCAAAGAGACGCGCGAGAAGAUGGCUCUUUUCAGAGAAUUGCUUUUGAAAGAGGGUGAAGAAUUCCUUUGCACAUUUUUACCUUCCAAAAUAUUUCAGUUGGAUAAGUUUCUUAAGGAAAAUUCACUAAACGUGCAAGAUUUGACCACUCUUAAAGCUCCUUUGGAGAUCCCUAUUCCAGACCCCCCACCCAAAGAAGACGAGAUGGAUACAGAAAAAGAGGAGAAGGAAGCUCCAAAGUGUGGUUAUCUUAAAGGAAACGAAGUUCUUAUUUCACUUCUGAAUCGCGUGAAACCUGAAGUUCGCGAGUUUAAAGAAAAAUGCAUUUUGGUCACGACCUGGAUCCAGUUCAUGAUCCCCAAAAUUGAGGAUGGCAACGACUUCGGGGUGGCGGUUCAGGAGAAAGUGCUGGAACGUAUCACGGCGUUGAAGACGAAGGCUGAAGCUUUCCAAACCACCAUGGCUAAAUAUUUUCUGGAGCGUGGAGAUGCGGUCGCCAAGGCCUCCAAAGACACUCACGUGGUAAGCGACGCAGAGAGAAGAUUGCAAAUUACUUGA
Messenger RNA from Thamnophis elegans (Western terrestrial garter snake), 679 nucleotides. Its product is annotated as proteasome activator complex subunit 2-like. The coding region runs from base 89 to 679 and encodes 196 amino acids. The record is from RefSeq and is a predicted model, not a curated record. Gene Ontology annotation, molecular function: endopeptidase activator activity. Gene Ontology annotation, cellular component: proteasome activator complex; nucleoplasm; cytoplasm. Gene Ontology annotation, biological process: regulation of proteasomal protein catabolic process; positive regulation of endopeptidase activity; regulation of G1/S transition of mitotic cell cycle. NCBI's taxonomy places the organism in Eukaryota, Metazoa, Chordata, Lepidosauria, Squamata, Natricidae. The transcript has 9 exons.